AUGGACCUUGACGAAUUCUCCGAUGACGGCUUCGACGAUCUUCCUGAUAAUGCCCUGCAAGAACUCGAGGACAAUGCAAUUCAAUUCACCCAGGCGCAAGCCGCCUCGAGAUCAGCAACACAACACCAGCGAGCUGGAUCUCCUGAGGUCUACUGGAUUGAUGAAGAUGACGAUCUCGAUACGACCGAAGUGACAAAUGAUGCUGGCCUGCCUAUAGGGAGACCUGUUAUAGACAAUAAUCUGCCACGGAAUGAGGCAUCCCAACCCUACCCUCGGCGCUCCAUCCCGCCUCCAAAUCCAAAUUGGAAUCCCGUCAUCGACCCUUCGAAACGACGUCCAAUAGGACAGCCGAUCCAGCAACAUGUCAAUGCUGCACCGCCCAACCAGCCCAUGUACACUUCUCAGCAGUUCCAAACACAGAGUUCCAACUUCGCUCGUGUUCAGUCAAGCCAAUUUGCUCGACCUCCCCUUCCUCAGAACCGGACCGCAGCUCCUGAGCAGCCCCAAAAUCGUCCUGGCGAUAUCUUGUCGGCUCUCCAACAGCGAGUCGUAGUUCUCGAGGACCAACUCAAAGCGGCUUUGGGGGAGGCUUCCAUUGUCCGGUCCAAUUUCGUCAAAUCCAACGAGGCGCACGCUGCAGAGGUUGCUCGCUUGAAUAAAAUUAAUGCCGAGCAGCUAGCAAAGCAAGAACGGAUUGCUGAAGCAGCCGUUGCCGCUCAACAAAAUGCCGAUACAGAACUGCAAUUUCUUCAGCGUGAUAUGAGGGAGGUUGUUCGCCGAAAGGAGCCUGCUGCGGGCGCUUCUGGGGGACUCUCGACCCCUAAGAAAGCCUCUAAGACAUGGGUCGCUGAUGGAUUUGACGAAAUGGAUAUUGCUCUAAGUCCAAGCAAAGGACAAGGACGAAGUAGGAAUUCUGGGGCAAUAGCACUGCAUGUUGGCGAGCGGACACCGAGCAAAGGGAAAAGAAAACGGCCGACGGUCGAUAGCCCUGUGAUGCCAUUGGAGACUCAUACAGACAGCUUUGCUAGUAGCAAUGGCAGAGCCGAGCCUCCAGCUCAACAAGCACCGAUUGUGGUCGCACCACCCCCUGCCGUACCAUUCGAGUUUCUCAAGCUCGUGCUUGACCACGGAACUCAUCGGUCAACUUUUGACGUGCUGUCUCGCUUUUACUUUCCAGAUGAUCCAGAAACCUCCUUCUCUGCGAUUGUGUUCCAGAAAAUACCCUUGAUGGGGGAUCCUCAUCGACCAAUGCAACUGCUCGUGGAUUUUGCGAAUCUCAUGAGCGGCAUCUGGACCCGAUGCCAAGCGGACCAGCUGUGGGAACCCAUCAAGUAUGUGCUUUCGCUAAUAUCCUUCACAUUCUCUCUUCAUGCAUCAGAAGUCGCCCCUUUUGUGAUCCCCAACUUGGCAGCACCAGCGCAAGCAACAAUAUGCACCCUCGCUGAAUGGCAAAAUCGCAUUCCUGAAGGUGAAGAGCAGUUAAAAAACUCCGAAUUUCAGUCUAUGAAGCGGCACAUCAAAAUCGUGGACAUUCUCUCGGUUUUUCAUACGUGCUCGCUGGCUUGCUCCGCUGCACUUGAUGUGACCGAAGACGAUGUUAAGUCACAGGCGACAAUGUUUUGGAGCUGCAUAUCUCCUGAUCUGGUUUAUAAACUCCUGAGUCCCAAACAAGAGCUACCCGAUAUCUUAGGAAUGCUUGAGCUAUUAACCACAUGUUCACUUCCAGACUCACUUGGUCCCAUUACGGAGAGAGAAUCUCCUGUGGCUAGUCAUGUCAUCAAUCACGUUACAAACAAACUUACAGAUUAUCAUUCGUCUGUGAAAAGUCGUGAGCAGAAGAGCACUUUGUUCCUGGCUGCCUUGCGAACACUGAUUUCCUUCUCUCGCUAUCCCUUUGGUGCGAUGGAACUUGCAUCUCACAGUCUCGCACUACCUCGCCUCGUUGCCUGUCUCAGCUCGUCUAUAGACGAGUUAUACGAUCUACCUAUUCCGUCCAACAUUUUGCCGCCCAAUGCCGAGACGGACGGCUUGCGAUGGGGAUCGGAGGCGGCCUCGUACUCAGCGAGCCUGUACAAAAUCAUUUCCAAAUGUGUUUUCUUGAUCCACUCCUUGGUGACCGGUCCCAGUACUGCCAAUAUUGCAGAAAUCGGCCAGAAGCUGUCCAUGAUGCAUGGUGGGAGCCAGCGAUAUCUUCUUGCCUUGGGAAGGCUCACAUUUGCAGAGGAGGAUCUUGUGAUGGAGGCAGGGAUCGAUGGGGAAACGGUUGAAGCAGCACACGAAUUGCUUGAACUAGCAGUAACACCAGACGAGGGCGAGAUUGUGAGCGGAGCAUUUGGAGUUUAUUAG
Molecule: messenger RNA, 2346 nt
Organism: Fusarium poae
Lineage: Eukaryota; Fungi; Ascomycota; Sordariomycetes; Hypocreales; Nectriaceae
Exons: 2
Coding region: 1-2346 (781 amino acids)
Source: RefSeq, a predicted model, not a curated record